Messenger RNA from Zootoca vivipara (common lizard), 645 nucleotides. Lineage: Eukaryota; Metazoa; Chordata; Lepidosauria; Squamata; Lacertidae. The record is from RefSeq and is a predicted model, not a curated record.
AUGCAGUCUAUAGACCAGCCUGCCAAGGGCAAGGAGAAAACACGCGCUUUGACUUCCAGCACCCCAUUGUAUUCAGGGAAUAGAAUGAUAUUCACAGGCCCAGAUGGUUUGCGUAAUCACAGAUCAAGGCUUCCGGAAACCACGCUUUAUAUAGGAGCAGCAACUGCGCCAGAAGAGGGCACUAGUGAAGCUGGUUACCUGUGGAGACCUGCACCAAGAAAUCCUCCUCCAUGGUACCACAGGAGUUGCUAUGUAGGAGAAAUUGGCUGGGGAGUAGGAGAGUUUCAUUCUCUCGCCCAGAAAAACAGCCAGCAGUUAAUGCAUGAACGAUUUCCUCCAGCUGAAGAGUUUGAAAUAAUAGCUCGAUACAGAAAUCCCAGUUUGAGCAUGUAUCCUGCCCCUGAUCCAGAAUACUUGGGUUGGGCAGACGACCCAAACUAUCCUCCUCCUAUGAUGACCUUGGAUGGAUCAGAAACAUCACCUCAUCAAAUGGAGGUAGGUUUGGUUACGGGUUUCUUCUCUUAUCAUAUAGGGAGUUCUACAAGUAGUAAGGAACUUCUUGUUAGCGUCAGCAUAGAGGACUCCCCCUGCCUAAAGGACUUUUGGCAGAUUGUUGUAGCACUGAAUACAAGAAAUCCAAUUUAG